This is a messenger RNA of Abrus precatorius (Indian licorice), 3264 nucleotides long. RefSeq names its product protein NETWORKED 2A-like. Bases 325 to 3264 code for a protein of 979 amino acids. NCBI's taxonomy places the organism in Eukaryota, Viridiplantae, Streptophyta, Magnoliopsida, Fabales, Fabaceae. Gene Ontology annotation, molecular function: actin binding. The record is from RefSeq and is a predicted model, not a curated record. The transcript has 4 exons.
UAAGAAAUUAUACUUCAAAAUCAUUGAGUGGGAAGAAUUCUCUAACAAAGCCCUCCAAAAUUUUUGCUCUUCAAAGGAUCAUACAACAUAUUAGACACCUAAGAUUGUGGCGAAGUAUCCUCCUCUUCAUGCCUGCCUCAUAAGAAGGCAUAUUCGCCAACAUUUGUUUCUCUUUUGCCAAAUAAUUCGUUAAAGUUAAUCACCAAGAUCAUUAAUAAACUACAGCUCUUCACUAACGAGACAUUUGUGUGCCUUUGUUUAUCUUUGUUCCACCUUGUUGGUUUCAUUAAUCUUCAUCAUCAAGGUUUUACCCCGAUGGGUUGAAUGUGUUUGAUUGUGAAACAAGAUAAAAUGUUGAGAAGGGCAGCAACUAAUGCAUAUUCAUGGUGGUGGGCAAGCCACAUCAGGACAAAGCAAUCCAAAUGGCUAGAACAAAGCCUCCAAGAUAUGGAGGAGAAUGUGGCUGAAACCCUCAAAAUCAUUCAUGAUGAUGGGGAGUCAUUUUCCCAGAGGGCAGAAAUGUACUUCAGGAAGAGGCCAGAGCUGGUAGGUUUUGUGGAAGAAGCCUUUCGAGCAUAUAGAGCAUUAGCAGAGAGAUAUGACCAUUUAUCAAAGGAGCUCCAAAGUGCCAACCGCACUAUUGCCACUGUCUUCCCAGAACAAGUCCAUUAUAGAAUUGAUGAAGAUGAUGAUGAUGAAGUAAGUUUCCUUGGAACAAAUUCACCAUCUCAAGACCCCAACAAUCAAACACCAAAACCAGUCAUUCCUAAAGUUCCAAGCAUCCCAAAGAAGGAUUUUAGAAGCAAAUCCAUGGUUCUUGCCAGGAAGGGACCACUGAGGAGGAUUGCUAGCUCAGUAAAAUCUACUCCAACAACUCCAUCUUCAGGGCUGAGUAAGGCUGAAGCACUAGCAGAAGUAGAUAAGCUUCAGAAGGAAAUUUUGGCUCUACAGACUGAGAAAGAGUUUUUUAGGAGCUUGUAUGAAAAUUCCUAUAAGAAGUACUGGGAAAUUGAAGACCAGAUAACAGAAAUGCAUAAAAGAGUUUGCAGCCUUCAAGAUGAGUUUGACAUUAGUACAGUCAUUGAAGAAAAUGAUGCACAGGCUUUAAUGGCAGCCAAAGCUAUAAAUUCAUGCAAAGUGGCCGUGGCUAAGUUGCAAGAAAUACAAGCACAAUCAUCUGAAGAAGCUAAAGCAGCAUACGAAAUGGUUAAGGAAGCUCAUGAAACGUUUGAAACUCUUAGAGACCAAUUUAUUUCUAAACAUUCAAGUCAACAAGACCAAGGAACAGAACCAAAAGGCUUAGAGGAAGAGAUGGCUAGCUUGGAAGAAGAGAUGCAUGGGAAUGAUGUGGGGCUGUUGCAAGACAUGAUUAAGGAAAACCUUGAGGAAGAUUCUGGGAACUCCCUCACUAUGACAGAAAUAGCAGAGAAGAUUGAUGAGUUUGUAAGUAAGAUUGUUACCCUGGAGACUGCGGUCUCCUCUCAGACUGGCUUGGUAAAGAGACUGAGAACAGAAACAGAUGAAUUUCAAAAAAAUAUACUAAGCUUAGAAGAGGACAAGGAAAAACUGAUAGAAAAUUCAGAAGAGACCAAAGAGAAGCUGAAAGAAUUGGAAAAGGAGUUGAGGAGAGUUCAAAUUAUUGAUCAAAGUAUCAAAAGGCAAAUCAGCAGUCUCCAAACACGCUUUAAUGACAGUGGUAAACUUGAACGUCUUUCAGGAAAAUUGAAUAAUGUGAAGCUAGAUGAGGGGGAGAACUUUCUACUUAAUGGAAACAGAAGUGAGCCAGAUGGAAAACUAAAAGAGGAGACUGAAAAACCAGGCGAUAAUUUGCCUACUGAUGACUUAGCAAUCACGAAUGAUGUUGAGACAACAAAGGAGGAGAAGGAAGAAUAUGCUGCAAAUCUCAGUGAUAUCAGAAAUGAAGAUGAUGAGUCCAAUUUGAAGGGAAACAUUGAUAUUAGGACUGAAGGGAUUCCAGCGCUAAAGAUGCAGGAUAACAGUGAUUUGUCUGAGGCGAGGAGUAAUCUUCACACUGAAUCACUUGAUCAGGUGACUGGUGAGGAAGAAGAUCAACCUAGCAGGAGACAGAUGUUUGUGAGUGGAUUAGAUGACCCAGAAAAGAUUUCGUUGGAGGAGAACACAUCCAUUUCAAAGAACUGUAACGAUGAAAAGGUCAAGCUCAAUGAUGUGGAGAAGAAAAAUCUGGAUAGUAUUUCUGAGUUGACACUUCAGGUUAGGGAAUUGAAAGAUGUUGUUGCCACUAAGGAUAAAGAGAUAGACUUAUUACAACAGAAACUGACCAGUUCAGAAACGAAUUGGGGUGAAAGUCCUUGCACCACUCUCACAGAUUAUAAAUAUGCACCACAAGAAGUAAUUAUUAGUGAAGGAACUAACAUGCAGGACACCGAAAAUCCAUCUUCAAAUACAGAUGCAAGUGUAGUUAGUACUUCUUAUGCUGAGCAACACCAAGUAGUUGUAAACACAACAAAUAUAGACAUGACAAGGACCAUAUUAGUGAAGGUGAAAGGAAACCAGGUUGAUACGAAGCCUUCACUUUCAACCUUGGAAAAGAAAUAUCGAUCAGACAUUGAUGAUUUGCUGGAAGAGAACUUGCAGUUCUGGAUGAGAUUUAGCACCUCAGUUCAUCAGAUUCAAAAGUUUCAAAACUCUAUACAGGACUUAAAAGCCGAGCUUCGAAAAAUAAAGGAUACUAUGUCCCGAGAGAAAUUAAACUCCAUAAAAUCGGAAAUAAAACCAAUAUUUAGACACCUGAAAGAGAUAAGAACCGAGUUAUUACUGUGGCUGGAACAUAAUCAAGUGUUGCAGGAAGAGUUGCAAGGUAGGCAUCCAUCUUUGUGUACCUUACAAGAUGAAAUAGCAAGAGCAGCCAAUCCAGAUUCUGCAUCAAGUAAAGCAGAACUAAGUGGGUAUCAAGCUGCUAAGUUUCAAGGUGAGGUUCUAAACAUGAAACAGGAGAACAACAAGGUCUCUGGUGAACUACAAGUUGGUCUCAAUUUUAUGAAGGGACUGAAAAAUGAUAUUGAGAAAAUGCUAGAAGAACUGAGUCAAGAGAUAGGGGUUAACAACAAUGGGUAUGGCCAUGAUCAAACGAAACAGUCCUCAAGUCGUUCUAAAUUACCCUUGAAGUCUUUUUUGUUUGGAAUCAAGUUAAAGAAGCAAAGACAAUCUGUUUUCUCAUGUGUCAAUCCAACAUUGCAGAAACAAAACAGUGAUCUAACAGCUGCUAAUGAUGCCCCCAUAUAG